ACCCCCGGCUCCCAUCCAAUCACCAUCCCUUCCUCCGGGGGCUGGGUGGACAGGCUGUACUCCUAGCAGCUAGCUCCUGCACUAGGCUCUCAGCCAGGGAUGAUGCCCCGCUGCCGCCGCUGCCAACAACCACCCCGUGCCCUGAGGCCGCUGCUGUUGCUGCCCCUCGUCCUUGUACCUCGCCUGGCAGCAGCUGCAGCAGGCCCAAACCGCUGUGACACCAUAUACCAGGGCUUUGCCGAGUGUCUCAUCCGCCUGGGGGAUGGCAUGGGCCGAGGAGGCGAGCUGGAGACCAUCUGCAGGUCUUGGAAUGACUUCCAUGCCUGUGCCUCUCAGGUCCUGUCAGGCUGUCCGGAAGAGGCAGCUGCAGUGUGGGAGUCACUACAGCAAGAAGCUCGCCGGGCCCCCCACCCGAAUAACUUGCACAUGCUGUGCGGCACCCCAGUGCAUGUUCAGGAGCACAGCACAGGCUCCGAAACCAACCAGGAGACACUGAGGGCAACAGCGCCUGCACUCCCUAUGGCCCCUGCACACCUGUUGCUGGUGGCUGCUCUGGCCCUGGCCUACCUCCUGGGGCUUCUGUCCUAGCCUGUCGGGUAAGGUGGCAGUGGCCAGGCCUCCAGCCCUGCUCUGGAGGUGGUUUUCCAGGCUCUGCAGAGCGCAGCAGGGCUUUUCAUUAAAGGUAUUUAUAUUUGUA
Messenger RNA from Saimiri boliviensis boliviensis (Bolivian squirrel monkey), 697 nucleotides. NCBI's taxonomy places the organism in Eukaryota, Metazoa, Chordata, Mammalia, Primates, Cebidae. The record is from RefSeq and is a predicted model, not a curated record.